Molecule: messenger RNA, 710 nt
Organism: Silurus meridionalis
Lineage: Eukaryota; Metazoa; Chordata; Actinopteri; Siluriformes; Siluridae
Product: ribonuclease inhibitor-like
Exons: 3
Coding region: 165-443 (92 amino acids)
Molecular function (GO): protein binding
Source: RefSeq, a predicted model, not a curated record
AUAUAUAUAUAUGUGUGCUGAGUUUUGUUUUAUGUGUCAGUUUUCUGAUACAUUGUUAAUUGUCUGCCAGGCUGUAUCACUGUGAUCUCACAGAGGAAGCCUGUAAAGUUCUGUCCUCAUUUCUCAGUUCAAACUCCUCCAGUCUGAGAGAACUGGACCUGAGUAUGAAUAAGCUGCAGGAUUCAGGAGUGAAGCUGCUCUCUGCUGGACUGGAGAAUCCACACUGUACACUGGAGAUACUGAGGUUGGUAGGCUGCAGUAUUACAGGUGAAGGUUGUGCUGCUCUGGUUUCAGCUCUGAGGUCAAACACCUCAUCACACCUGAGAGAACUGAAUCUGAACUACAAUGAACCAGGAGAAUCAGGAGUGAAGCUGCUCUCUGAUCUACUGAAGGAUCCACACUGUAAACUGGAGACACUACAAUAUGAACAGCAGAGUUCCUGAUGUGACUGGAGUCUCAUACAGCAUAUGAUGAGGAUAAACUCUUACAGUUCAAAGCUCAGAUUGUGUACAACAUAUCAGGACUUCUACUUCUCUAGUUGUUUGUGAAAAUGCUCCAUCUGAGAAAUAUAAACUUCAACAGAAUAGUCAUAAAUCUUGUGAAAGAGUAAAAAAGAGCAUCACAGCAUACUGUGCUUGGCGCUGUAGAUAAGUUAAGGUGCCCAUGCUAAAAAAUGCAACACUCCUACAAUAAACAAAUGAACACCAGAA